Acaromyces ingoldii is the source of this 777-nucleotide messenger RNA. RefSeq lists its product as hypothetical. The transcript has 3 exons. The record is from RefSeq and is a predicted model, not a curated record. NCBI's taxonomy places the organism in Eukaryota, Fungi, Basidiomycota, Exobasidiomycetes, Exobasidiales, Cryptobasidiaceae. The coding region runs from base 33 to 647 and encodes 204 amino acids.
UCUCACUUCAUUUAGACAAACGACCAGCAGCGAUGAAGGUGUCGUUGAGCGUUGGAGCGCUCCUCGCAGUGACGGCUGCUGCCGCCGCCGAGACGAGCUACUUGUUGCUUCAUCGGACGCCGUCGACCUCGCCUGCUUGGUCGGAACGUGCAAAGAUCUACCUCGAGCCAGGUUCGGCGCCCCGAUACGAAGAAGUGACGUCCAAAGUGCCCAAGAUCGACGCCGGCGAUGCAAGGGGCAUCUACCAACUUGCUCUUGUCCCCGCCGACGGCAACAAGAAGGUAGUCGACGAUAGCACGCCAAUGACGUUUGCCAAGGCCUGUCACCUGUCUGCUCUCCUGAACGAGAGCAUCACGCUGCACCUCGACGAAUCCCGACAAGCGGUGCAUGGAAUCAGCUACGAUCUAAUUGGGCUUGAGGUCGGUCCACACGGCUGCCCGCUGAAGUCGCCCUCUUCCUCCAGAGACAGCAGCCCUACUGUUCGCGUCAAACUCGCGACCCCUCAGGAUGCCAUCUCGCCACCUCCCCGCGGUCCUCCUCCAACAAAGGCAGACGGGACGCCGCUCAAAGAGGGCGAGGCUCCGCCAAAGGAAAAGAGCUUCGUGGCAAAGUACUGGUACUGUGAGUCGGAUCCUGCCCAGAGGUGAGAACUGUUUGCAAGGAUCGUUAAUGACUUUCUAUCGGAACAGACUUUGUCCCCAUUCUCAUUCUCAUGGCGCUGCCCACCGAGAUGGCCGACAGCGCAAAUGAGGAAGAGGAGAACGGAGGAGGCAGCGA